Molecule: messenger RNA, 3108 nt
Organism: Ictalurus furcatus (blue catfish)
Lineage: Eukaryota; Metazoa; Chordata; Actinopteri; Siluriformes; Ictaluridae
Gene: klf11a
Product: Kruppel-like factor 11a
Exons: 4
Coding region: 1153-2643 (496 amino acids)
Biological process (GO): regulation of transcription by RNA polymerase II
Molecular function (GO): RNA polymerase II cis-regulatory region sequence-specific DNA binding; DNA-binding transcription factor activity, RNA polymerase II-specific
Source: RefSeq, a predicted model, not a curated record
CUUCAGCAGCUCUUUGUUUGCAGACCCUGCUUUUUCCCCCCAUCUCAGACACAAUCACAGGCCCCCUUCAGCAUCUCCGAGAGUCAUGAAAUGAGUCCUUUUCCUUUACGACAUGAAUCUCUACACAUGCAAGUGGCCAGCUCUGUAUUUAUGAGGACCCUAAAGCAGUUUAACGCUCUGGAAGGCUUCAGGUUUGACUUUAUGAAACGAGAAACACACAAAGGGCUGUUUUAAAGCCCUAGCAGAGCUACAACAAAGAGGUACCGCCCACUGCUGCAAGCCACGCCCACUCCGGGUCCUUUAAGGAGAAGCUGUGUUCAGCAGCUGAGACCAAGGAGGGCUUUGAGUUCAAACAAACCGAGCUGUAGAAGGAAGGCUGUCUGUUUUUGUCCACGGGAUGAAAAUCACAUGUCAGAAAUGUGCAGUGUAAACGGUUUUAUAUAUAAAAAUAAAUAAAUAAAAUUCGAAUAUAUUAAAAAAACAUGUUUUUGGAAAAUAAAACCAUAUUUGGAGACAAUCAAGCGAAUAGGCUGUAACUCGUCGUGAGUGUUUUGGUAGUUGUCAAUCCUUUGUCAUAGAAGCGGUGUUUGUGAAUCGACGUGAUGAUAUACGAGUUAAAUCAUUCAUUUAAUUGCUCGUCAUUCCGCCUUUAUUAAACGUGUCGUUAAAUGCUGUGUUUUGAAUGUUACCACAUAAUGUUUUGUUUCCAUACUUCUUGUUUUGGCGUCACAGAGCGCCAGACGCGUGCGGAGUAGCUCUGUGCUGCGCGCGCUCGCCGCUCCGACCUUUCCCCCAGUUCAUGAGCGCCGGGUUCACCGGGUUUACACUGACACCGCUGACUCCUGCGUUACGCCCCCCAACAGCCACGCACCCUCUCUCCACCAAUCAGCUCCCGAUCACGACCUGCUCACGCGCUGUCUCCGCGUCUAUUGGCCCAAUUCUGCUACACCUUUGUUUUUUGAUUGGUAACAUGUUACCACCAGCCAGACUGUUCUGAAUUUUGUUUCUGCUUUUUUUUCCCUCCUUCCUCUGUUCCUGAUUCACUCAGCUGAGGUUGGACCUUGCAGUAAAAAGUGGUUACACUUCAGAUCCCGGGUUCUGCUGGACGCCUGUGUUUCCUCGCGCUGCUGUGUACAGGGGGUUCUGCUCCGCAUGCCGACCUUUGCUUCAGACCAGAGCAACUACGUGGGAAUCUGUGAAGUGAUGAUGGAGAGGAACAGGUACAGUGAUGGGAAGCCCUGCUCCUCCACUCUGGAGUAUCAUGACCUUGAGGCAGCUGAGGCUCUGGUGUGCAUGAGCUCUUGGGUUCAGAGGUCACACAAAGCCCGCCCGCUUACGCCAACCUCAGACUCCUGUGACUCACUUAGUCUACACCCUGAAACCCUGGAGUCCCCCAAAGACCUAGUGUCCCUCUCUUCACUAUGCAUGACCCCGCCACACAGCCCCAGCUUUGCUGAGACCUCAACCACGUCUGCUAUCAUCAGCACCAUGCCUCCUCUGGGCUGCUUGGGCCUUAAACCAAGUGUCUCAUUGCCCAGAAUGUGCUCCGUCUUGACCAACAAGGCGGAAACCCCCUGCGGCCUGCAGGCUGGCAUCACCACAUUCCUACCAAACUCCAUUCCACCUCAGCCCUCUGAGACUGGCACACAAUGCAGGGCCACCAGUGUGAUACGACACACUGCAGACACUUCUCUGGAUCAUCUCGUUAGCGCAGGACAGGAGUGUCCUGGUUCAUCAGAGAGCCCUGCCCAACAGACUGAGCUCAUCUCUGAUUCUACAGCCCAGAUCAACAUCCUGACUGAAACACAGACAUACGUUAGUGCUACAAAUUCUACUGCAGAAGUGGAGAGCACUGCCCCCUCGGCCAACUCUACAAGCCCCUCCACUCCUGCAUCACAAGCCUCUUCAUCCAUGCCUCAGUCUCCCAUGACCAGUCCAGUUCUGUGCCAGGUAUUUCCUGUGAAUGGGCAGACUGGAAUCAUUUCUGCCUUCGUUCAGACCCACGUUCAAAUGCAGAGCACUGGGCCAAAGCCCAUCCUUUCCCAGUCCACCUCUUUCUCACAGCCUCUUCUAAUGGGUCCUUCAAUGGCUCAGGGUACAGUCAUGCUUGUCGUCCCUCAGUCCUCAGUGUCUCCAGCUCCGCCUUGCCAACAAAAUGUUGUGACCGUUGGCAACACAAAACUCCUCCCCCUGGCCCCUGCACCAGUCUACAUACCCUCAAACCAGAGCGGGGCCUCCACACACACCGACUUCUCUCGCAGGCGCAACUAUGUUUGCAGUUUCCCAGGAUGUAAGAAGACAUACUUCAAGAGUUCUCACCUCAAAGCUCAUCUGAGAACCCACACAGGUGAAAAACCAUUCAGUUGCCAUUGGGAUGGCUGUGACAAAAAAUUUGCACGUUCCGAUGAACUGUCCCGACACCGCCGCACUCACACCGGUGAGAAGAAAUUCGCAUGCCCUGUGUGCGACCGACGUUUUAUGCGAAGUGACCACUUGACCAAGCACACUCGCCGUCACAUGACCGCCAAGCGUUCCGCGACAUGGACCGCCGAUGUGCGUGAGCUGAACAAAACGGCCUCUACCCAGCGUCCGUCAUCACAGUCUUCUGUCUCCCUCAGUGUCCUCGUACCUGCCUCAAACUAGGCCUAAACUCUAGACUAGCCUAGACUCUUUCACCUCAGGACAAUCUCCCUCCCACUGACCAUUGUACAGGGGAAACAUGAAAACCAAGGCUGCUACAUAUCCAUGUACAAAACAGACCGUUGCACUGGAUUUCUUUUCUUACCAUUUGUUGUUGUUUAUAAGGACCUUUUUCUCCCUUCUUUUUUUAAAUGUCAUGUCUCCCAAAACGUAUGCACUUCAUUUGCCAAAGUCUUUGUUGGUUCAUGUUACAUUAUUCUAUGCCAUUGUAUAUACUUGUACAUAGAUGUAACUAUCUAUAUGAAUGUAAUGUGUAUUCAAACGUGCAUUUAUUGGCAAUAUACGAAUAAAUGUUAAGUUUCUGUCAAAUGAACAGUAUUCUUACCCGUGAUACUACCUAUUAUCUUACUUUGAAUAUUAUUUAAUGACCAUUUGAAGAAUCAAAUAAACCUUCAUGUUUAUGUAGUA